Messenger RNA from Lytechinus pictus (painted urchin), 600 nucleotides. RefSeq lists its product as uncharacterized. The record is from RefSeq and is a predicted model, not a curated record. Bases 1 to 600 code for a protein of 199 amino acids. The transcript has a single exon. Lineage: Eukaryota; Metazoa; Echinodermata; Echinoidea; Temnopleuroida; Toxopneustidae.
AUGCCCAUGGUCGGGUAUCCUCAUGUACCUCAGCAACAGGGGCAAGUGGUACACAAUCAAGCGGCCCCGCCGCAGAGUGCGCCACCAGCACUGCCACCACAGAUGCAAGCAGCCCCACUGCCACAGAUGCCAGUGGCCCCGCCGCCACAUGCGUUGCCACAGAUGUCAGUGGCCCCGCCGCCACAUGCGUUGCCACAGAUGUCAGUGGCCCCGCCGUCACAUGCGCCGGCACAGAUGCCAGCAGCACCGCCAUUACAACCGGCAGCGGCUGCAUACUAUCAGAUGGCAACGGCGCCGCCAUCACAAGUCCCUUCAUCUCGACAUGCACAGACCAAUCCGGUGCAAGUCCAAACAACAGCGUGCCAGCCGGCACCACCCCAGUCAUGGGCUGUCCCACCGCAUCAGCCACCCCAGAGCCCCACCACCAGCCAGUCUACGGGGAAUACUCCUAUGCAUAAGACUACUGGCCGCUCCAGGCAAACGGGUUCACAGUCAUUGAGUCACAUGGGUUCGCUCCCCAAGACCAUUAACUUUGAUGGCCGAGGGAGCUGGAGAGGGUUUUACCUCAAGUUCACGGCCUAUGCAGAUGAGCAGGGCUGA